This is a messenger RNA of Eublepharis macularius, 2223 nucleotides long. Its product is annotated as C-factor-like. The record is from RefSeq and is a predicted model, not a curated record. Lineage: Eukaryota; Metazoa; Chordata; Lepidosauria; Squamata; Eublepharidae. The coding region runs from base 87 to 854 and encodes 255 amino acids. The transcript is spliced from 6 exons.
CAAGUGACAAAUACCAUACCUGGGUGGAAGGACCAAAGGUUACAGCUUGCUGGAUCUGGAUUUACUAAUCAGGCACAGGCAGUACAAUGCUGAACGCAAGAAGUGUCCUGGUGACAGGAUCCAACCGGGGCAUUGGCUUGGGGCUAAUCCAACAGCUGUUGGGGCAAAACAACCGGCCAGAAUGGAUCUUUGCAACCUGCCGGGACCCAGAAGGACCACGUGCCCAGGAGUUGAAGAAUUUGGCUGCCAAGCACCCUGAAGUGAAGCUCAUCCCCCUGGAUGUUACCGAUCUAUCCAGCAUCCAGGCUGCUGCAGCCAAAGUUGCGGAGCACCUGCAGGGAACUGGAUUGAAUCUCUUGAUCAACAACGCUGCAAUUGCAAGGCCAAGAGCUAUGGAAUCCGAGACGCCAGAAGACAUGUCCGAGGUGUACAAAAACAAUGUGAUAGGGCCCAUGAUGGUGAGCCAGGCAUUCCUGCCCUUGCUGAGGAAGGCGUCUCAGGAAAGCCCGCAGAAAGGGAUGAGUUGUAGCAAGGCCGCCAUUGUCAAUAUGUCCAGUGAUGGAGGCUCUAUCACUAAUGUCUACCUAUGGGAUAUUAGAGCACCAUGUAUUAAUUACCGUUGUAGCAAGGCUGCUCUGAACAUGCUCACACGGUGCCAGUCGCUGGGAUUUGCAGAUGACAAGAUUCUGUGCAUUGCACUGCAUCCUGGAUGGGUGCAGACAAAUAUGGGAACAUCAGCGGCCCCACUGACAGUGGACGCAAGUGUGAAAGCCAUCCUGAACACCCUCGGGCACCUCUCUGAGAAAGACAAUGGCACUUUUGUGAACUGGGAGGGGACAGCCCUUCCUUGGUAAGAGAGAGAUAGGGCAAGAACUGCUCUUUGUCUACCUCCUACAGUAGGGAAAUCUGGCCACAGGAGGCAAGCCAUUGAUCAGUUCCUUUGUUGUUUCUCUGUCACGUUGUUUUAAUCUAAAACUAGUGCUUGCCAAUCCGUUUAAUUGCACUAUCUAUAAAGAGGUUAGACUUUGUCCUUGCAUUUCUACUGAGUUGGACUUCUAAUCUGAUUUGUAACAAAUCAGUUUUUCUUGGCAAAAAGGCAGUUUGGUCAUGAAAAAGACACUACCUCUGGCACCAGCUGCUAAAAGGUUUUCACGAACUGUCAUGUGACAAAUAGUUUGAAGGAAACUUGGCUCUUCAUAAUUUGACAUCUUUGUUUCAUUAUGUAUUUGUUUAAUUAUGCUAUGCUCAUGGAUGUUGUUGCAACUAUACAAGUAAAUACUUGUGGUUGUAGUGGUACAUGCGAAAGACUAUUGUGAACUAGAGAUGGGCACGAACCAGAAAAAACCGAACUGUGCGGUUUAUGGUUCGUUGCAUUUCACGAACCACGAACUUUCACGAAUCGGUUCGUUUAGUUCGUGAAAAUGUCACAUCCAGGUCAGCAGAAGGCCACUUCCAGGCCAGCAGAAGGCCACUUCUGGGUCAGUAGAAGGUCUGCAGGAAGUCCAACCCCCUAGGAAACUGACUGAUCGGCACCAGGCUGUCUGCAGUGACGAACCAAAAAACAAACCAAACGAACCAGCCUAAAGUUCAUGGCGGUUCGUCAAAAACGGGCUCUGAUGAACUGCUGGUUCACAAACCACAAACCGGCCUGGUUCAUGAUGAAUUUUGGUUCAUAUUUCAGUUUGUGCCCAUCUGUAUUGUGAACUUGAGGAGCCAGGUUUGGUGUGCCACAGUUCCUCCAUCAUUUGCCUAGAUUGCUCUGCAGGCCAGACCAGAACGUUCUUCUCUGUUUGGGCAACAUGAGAUGUUUUUCUCUUAAAAACAUGUUUUUCACUUUAAUAUCUACCUUAUCUAAUCACAGUGUCCUGUUAUUACACUGAGGACUGGGAUGUUUAUGAGCUAAACCGUAUACCAGGUAUGGGGGUCUUUUAGAGAGGACAGUAGCACUCUUCACAUCGGACACCUGCCACUUACUGCUUAUCAGUUGGCCUUGCCUUUCCAACAAGCGCACAGGUAUAGUCUCAGGGGACAGCUCCACUGAAGAACCUCAGAUAGGCUGAACUACAGAAGCAAUAUUGUGCAACUGACCAGAACCAGGGGUCUGUCCGUUGUCGUUUCUUGUGGAUCCUGACAGCAGUACGGGGGUGUAAGCAUAGUCUCUGUUCUGUACUUGUUCAUUUCUGUAAAUUGUCAGAGCGAUUUAAUAAAUAUAUUUUCCUUCAA